AUGAAUACAUUUUACGGUGAAGCCAGAAAUAGUGGGUCCCCUUUCUUCUUACGAGCAUUAGCAGGUGGGGUAACAUCAGCUGGUCAGCGAAAUAUUAAGCUUAUUGCCGAUCUUGUCAGAAGUAAAAGGUUCAGUGACAUUGAUGAGACAGAUAGAAUAUUUGGGACAUAUAUGGGACAUAAAGAAUGUUUUCAGAAAUGUGAUGAGGCAUAUGACAAUGGUAUUGGGAUCUCGAAAGAAGAAUAUUGGUCUAGAAUGGUGAACAUCUCUAUGGGAGUAAUAGAAAAACUUCGUGAUGAAGUUAAUAACUUUCUCAGAAAUGAUAAUGAAUCAUCUUAUCUCAAAAUGGCGUAUAGGAAAGUCUUAUUUCCAGUA
Molecule: messenger RNA, 375 nt
Organism: Funneliformis geosporum
Lineage: Eukaryota; Fungi; Glomeromycota; Glomeromycetes; Glomerales; Glomeraceae
Source: the annotation of a GenBank genome assembly